AUCUCUUAGAAUCCCAGGAAAAUGUCGGAAUUGGUUUCCUCGUCGCGGCACUGCUGCUUCCGACCCGUGACCCACUGCAUCUUCGAGCUGGACGGCCUCCUGCUCGACAGCGAGCGCCUGAACACGCGGGCGGUGCAGCAGAUCCUCGACCCCUUCGGCCACAUCUACGGGUUCGACCUGAAGCUGCGGUGCAUGGGCAAGCCCUCCCCGGAGUCGGCGGACAUGAUCAUCGACAGCUACGGCCUGCCCCUCAGCCGCACGCAGUUCCAGCGCCUCCACAGGCUCCACACUCGGAACCACUUGGGGUCCGUGGGCCUGAUGCCCGGCGCGGAGCGCCUCCUGCGCCACCUGCACGCCUCCCACGUGCCCAUGGCCCUGGAGACGAGCGGCAGUCGAGAGUCGUACGACCUCAAGGUGCGUCCCCACGCCCAGCUCUUCGAGGUCUUCCAGCACGCGGUCGUCGGCGGCUCCGACUCGGAGGUGAAGCGGUGCAAGCCCUCUCCGGAUAUAUUCCUCACAGCCGCCGCUCGCUUCAAGGAUCCCCCGGAGCCGGAGAACUGCCUGGUGCUGGAGUCCUCGCUACUGGGCAUGGAGGCUGCCUUGGCCGCCGGCAUGCAGGUUGUGCUCGUGCCGGAUCCCCUGCUCUCCAUUCGACUCAGUGCUCCGGCCACACUGAGGCUCCGCUCGCUGGAGGCCUUCAGGCCGCAGUACUUUGGACUGCCCCCCUUCUGAAGAGACCUGCAGAGUGCCUCCUGCAGGCGAAUCCACAGCAGACGAUGCUUCCUUCAGAACUCUCAAAGAAGAAAGAAAAGGGAGUGGGGCUAUGUUUCUGGCCAUUCAAAAUGUGUAGCGGACGAACCUUCAGAAUUCCUUCAGAGACGGAUACACAAGAGGAAAGCGGUGAGUAGCCCUCCAGGGGCCUCUUCGAUGGUCCACGUCCAGGCCCCACCAAAGCCAAGGGAGACAUCCUGGAUGUUGGCUGGCAGUGAGUUUGGGGCUCGCGGCGGCGACUGGCAACGGGCUGAUCGGCAGAUGAUGCCUGUACUGAGAAGCUCUAGAAUACAUUUUGAAUCCACUGAAUUCUAGCACUCCUUCCAUAGGCAACUGUUUGUUGGCGUCACUGCCGGUGAGCGCAGCGGAGAGGCCCGACCCCAUUGUUGUUUUUUACAAAGGAAUGUUGCCAGAGUCCAAUGUCAAAGGGCAAUCAUGGCGGGAACGCUUUAUUGAGCAGUGCCACAGAUAAUUUAUCGGAGAUCACAAAAUUAUUCGCAAUUUCCAGGCUUUGUGGUAUCGAUAGCUCUCGAUACUUGAGUAGAUAUCUAUUAAUGAAAUGAAAAUAAGAAUGUUUUGGGAUAGUUUAAUGUCUAUGGUGUCUUUGGAGUUUAUUUCAAGCGGGAAUAUUCAUUGGGGGGAUGAUCCAGAGUACCCUCAAGUAGUACCCGAUAAAUACUAUUUUUCGAUGUGACCAUUUUCCCCCCCUCCAUGGCGCUAAUUUUCCCCAAACGCGUGGCUUCUUCUUCAUCUGAAUUUUUCCUUCCAAUUGGCAAGUAAUUUGUGACUUUGCGUUUCCUUCUUCACCGCUUGUGAUCAAUCCAGAAUGAAUCAAGACUCUGCGCAGCAAAAUGCCUCCAAUGAGGCCGCCAACGAGGCCGCCAACGAGGCCUCCAACGAGGCCUCCAACGAGCCCUCCGAAUUGGAGAAGUUCGUCAAUUUAAUCCUGUUUGACAAACUUCCCUCAAAUUACACUCCACGUCUGUACUGGAAGAUGUUGCAGUCCGGACCCGGCCCGUCGCCGGAUGUCGAGGAUGGCCCAGCCGCCAAGCCGAAGACCGAGGCUCUAGAGGGUGACUCGCGGGAAUGCCCUCAUUGUGGAGCACCAAGCGCCAAACUUUUCAAACGUGAAUAACUUGAGGAGGAGCCACCACUGGAUCGACGUUAAUCGGUUCACUCACAGACUUGAACUCAAUAACGAAAUGUUCCUUAAACUCUCAAUAAAUAUACUUAUUCCUGGACUAUGCAAA
This is a messenger RNA of Drosophila miranda, 2021 nucleotides long. Its product is annotated as probable pseudouridine-5'-phosphatase. The coding region runs from base 22 to 732 and encodes 236 amino acids. The record is from RefSeq and is a predicted model, not a curated record. Gene Ontology annotation, molecular function: phosphatase activity. The transcript has 4 exons. NCBI's taxonomy places the organism in Eukaryota, Metazoa, Arthropoda, Insecta, Diptera, Drosophilidae.